AUGUUUCUAUCUUCACAUUAUUCACUUCCAAUCAUUAACCCAUCUCCACAUUUUUCUUUACAUUACCAAGGAGUAAUUUAUGGAUCAAUAUACCAACCCUAAGUUGCACACUCAAAACAUUGUCCUUUUAUACACUUUGUACAUGCAGCCCAUCAUAUUAAAUGGUAUUACCAUCUUCACAUUUCUUCCACUCCUGUAAUAAUUCCAUCUCCACAAACAUCAGGACAAGGUAAAGUAGUUGAUGAAUCACAAGUUACACAUUAAGCUGGACAUUAAAAUUAGCAAUUAUAGCAUAAGUCAUGA
Molecule: messenger RNA, 303 nt
Organism: Paramecium tetraurelia
Lineage: Eukaryota; Ciliophora; Oligohymenophorea; Peniculida; Parameciidae
Exons: 2
Source: RefSeq, a predicted model, not a curated record